AUGGCCGAUAUCCCAGCGUCACGGCAUGCCGUUGCAAUCAAAGCACCAAACGCUCUCGAACUAGUUGUCCAGAACAUACCGACAACUUUAUCGCCAAAUGAUGUGCUCAUCAAAGUCGCAUGCAUUGCACUGAACCCAUCUGAUGCAAAGAUGGUUGCCGGGGGCUUUCCAAUCGACUCUAUCGCCGGAACUGAGUUUUCUGGGACUAUCGUGGCGCGAGGAGAUGCAAUAUCAACAGCGUUGCCAACUGGUCAAAGAGUUUGCGGCGUAUCGCUGGGAUAUAAUGGUAACGUUGAAGAAGGCACCGGUGCCUUCACCACAUAUACUGUUGCCGACUCCAGAUUAUUGCUGCCAAUCCCCGACAAUCUUGGCUUUGAGGAUGCGGCCACGUUGCCGGCUGGCAUAUUGACAGCUGGACUUGUCUUAUACCAGACAAUGCGCUUACAACAGGAGCCAUCUACCGAAUCUAUGGGCAGCAAUUAUGUUCUUGUAUAUGGGGGCAGUACCACUUCUGGAACUCUUAUGAUCCAACUACUUCGGCAUUCCGGCUAUGCUCCGAUCACCACAUGUUCGCCCUCAAACUUCGCACUUGUCAAAUCCGCCGGUGCAACCGCCGCCUUCGAUUACCACAACGCCGACAGUGCCAUCUCAGAUAUACGCUCGCUUACAAAGGCCAGACUUGCUUAUGCAGUUGAUUGCAUCACGACACCCGAGUCAAUGCAUAUAUGCUAUGGAGCGUUAGGGAGUGACGGCGGCCGACUGGUCAUGUCUUCAGCUAAAAUACUUGUUAUUGGCUGCGGGGUCGCCGGCCCUGUUAUUGCGUGUCUUCUGAAGAAGAAAGGAUACGACUCGAUCAUAUUUGAGCGUGCUGCAGAACCUGGUGACAUUGGCGCCUCGCUCAUGGUUGGUCCUAACGGCAUGAAAGUCUUGGAUCUCAUUGGGCCUCUGUCUAAGCAACUACUUGACAACGGCCCUGCUGUUCAAAUAUUGGAAGAUUUUACGGCAUCUGGCACACGGCUUGGAUGCUCGAGUGUCCCAGCUGAUUUUGCUUCACUCUACGGGAAACCAGCUGUUGGUGUCAAGCGGACUCUGCUAGCAUCUUGGUUGCGAGACGUGGUAAAGGGGCAAGGUAUCGAGAUCAGAGAUGGAUGGAGUCUUGAGCGCAUUGAGGAGACAGAUGAGAACGUUACAGCAAUCUUUGAUGGUGGGCGGUCUGAAACGGGCUGUUUCGUCGUUGGCUGUGAUGGAUUGAGAGCAGUGUCCAGAAUGCUUUUACUGGCGCAACAAGGAGCAGUAGACGGACUGCCAACUUUUACGGGACUUACGCAAGCAAGUACUCACGUCUAUUAUAUUCGUGUAUCUUUCCAAGCUGAUAAGCGCCAUGCCGUCCGUAUAGACAUCGGGCAUAUCGCCGACACCCGCCAAGUUUCAAGGUUUACCUGGAAUACAACAAGCUGGGGAUUGACACUCCCCGAUGACGGUGGAUCAGAGGCCGACUGGGGCUUAGUAGUUGGGGAAGAGAGAGAUACAAGGCUGAAGAUGCUAGCUACGAAGCUGCGAGACCAGAGCUGGGACUCUUCGGUGCUGGAGAUGGUGGCCGGAGCAGAGCGGCUGAUUAAAUAUGGCAUCUUUGACAGACCUGGGCUAGAGGCUAAGCAAUGGUACUCAGGAAGAUGCGUGCUCUUGGGUGAUGCGGUACAUCCCAUGAGCGUGCAUAUUGGACAAGGUGCCAACCAAGCCUGCGAGGAUUGCUACUAUCUGGCCCAGGAGCUACCCUCGUUUGACCCUGUGGAGCCAAUUACAACCACACAGCUAUCCAAAGCAUUCAAAGCGUAUGCAGAAAAGCAGCAACCGCAUGUAUCGGUUUUAUUUGAAGCGGCGAGGAAGCAGGCUGCCGUGAGAGUGGUGCCGGCUGAGUCCUGCGCCCAGAGGGAUGCUCUGAUGAGUGCUGCAUUGCAAGACGGGGAUAAGCCUCACUCUCACCAGUCCACACCCCAAGGCUCGUUCCUUUUUUUCAUGGGCAUCUGUCUCGGUACCUUUUCCCGGCACCGCCGCCAUGUCACUCAGGAUAAAGAGGCGCUGGACACCGAACAUGCGCGACUCAAAUAUGUCAAGAACCGCGCCCCCGAUCGGAGUGGACCACCCCCCGCUGACGUGCGCAGCAGCCAACCCCCGAGGAGGGCGCCCACCACCACCAUGGAGAACGAGCAGUACGACAAGGUCGAGGUGCUCGACGGCAUCAUCGAGAGGCGCCAGAGCAACCUGGCCGCCUUCCAGACCGCCGCCUCCAAGCCCAAGACCGUGGUCCCCGACGCCACCGUGAGGAUCCCGGACUCCUUCGCCAGCGUCGCGGAGUACAGCGCUGUGCACGCAAAAGUCCUGUCGCGCGAGAAGGUCCUCGCCUUUGACUACCACUGCACGCAGAACGCCUCGGAUGCCGAGCGGCGGGCCGACGCCAGGAUCCAGGCGCUCAGGCGGGGCGACCAGCGCCGGGUCUACGACGCCGCGCCGCCCAGGGAAGGGUUCGGCGGGCAGCGCCACCCAAGGUUCCCCGGCGACCACUACCUCUACGACCGGCCGCUGAUCGAGCAGACGGAUGUCCUGCAGGUCGCGCGCCGGAUGCCCAAGGGCGCGCACCUGCACAUCCACUUCAACGCCUGCCUGCUGCCGGACGUCCUGCUGGACAUCGCCAUCGAGAACAGCCAGCACAUGUUUAUCAACAGCAACGUGCCUCUGCUUCCCGACGAUGAUUAUCUGAACUUCCGGCACUGCGAGAUCCAGUUCUCCAUGAAUCCGCACGGGGUGCAGCACCCUGGGGAUCUCUUUGACCCGGGCUAUGAGAGGGCUGAUCCUGCGGUACGCGGUUCCGGGAGGAAGAACAUGAGGUUCGCGGAUUUCUUGGACGAGUUCCCUCGGCGCUAUCCGCACCAGGCGCCGAGGGACUGGCUUCUCGACAAGAUGGUCUUCGACGAGAGGGAAGCGUACCAUCCAUUCCAGACAAGUCAUGGAAGAGAAAGCACCUGGGAGAAGUUCAAUGGCCGCACACGGCUCAUGAAGGGCCUCUUCAACUACGAGACGGCGUACCGCAGGUAUACCAGGCUCCUGCUUGAAGACUUUGUGGCGGACAACAUCCAGUACGCCGAGAUUCGGCCCAACUUUAUGCAGACCAACCAGGUCUGGACGGACGACGGCCACCGGAUCGACAAUGUGGGCAUCAUGAACAUCAUCAUGGAGGAGUAUGGCAAGUUCCAGGCGUCGGAACAGGGCCCCAAGUUCAGGGGCCUCAAAGUCAUCUACUGUGCGCCGCGGUCUUUCGACGACGAGAACGUGAUCAAGUCACUUGACGAGUGUAUCGAGUUCAAGAAGAGAUGGCCUGACUGGAUCGCAGGAUACGACCUCGUGGGCGAGGAGUGCAAGGGCCGCCCGCUCAAGGACUUUGUGCCCCUGUUCCUCGACUUCAAGCGCAAGUGCUACGAGCAGGACCUCGACAUCCCCUUCCUGUUCCACUGCGGGGAGACGCUCGAGAUCGGCACCGACACCGACGGCAACCUCGUCGACGCGCUGCUGCUCGGCUCGCGGCGCGUCGGGCACGGCUUCGCUCUGGCCCGGCACCCCUACGUCAUGGAGAUGAUGAAGAAGCGCAACAUCUGCCUCGAGGUCUGCCCCAUCUCCAACGAGAUCCUGGGCCUGACGCCCCGCAUCGGCGGGCACUCCAUGUACAACCUGCUCGCGAGCAACGUGCACUGCACGGUCAGCAGCGACAACGGGACCAUGUUCAGAUCGACGCUGUCUCACGACUUCUAUCAGGUCAUGGUAGGCAAGGCCGACAUGACGCUGCACGGCUGGCGGCAGUUGAUCGAGUGGAGCAUCGAGCACGCGUGCAUGGAUGAAGUUGAGCGCGCAGAUGUAUAUAGUCAUUGGGAGAAGGCUUGGUUUGAGUUUGUGGACUGGAUCAAUACGACGUACGCGGAUGUCAGGGAUGAGUAG
Thyridium curvatum is the source of this 3987-nucleotide messenger RNA. RefSeq lists its product as uncharacterized. The record is from RefSeq and is a predicted model, not a curated record. Lineage: Eukaryota; Fungi; Ascomycota; Sordariomycetes; Thyridiales; Thyridiaceae. Gene Ontology annotation, molecular function: oxidoreductase activity, acting on NAD(P)H; deaminase activity; FAD binding. The transcript has 9 exons. The coding region runs from base 1 to 3987 and encodes 1328 amino acids.